UUUUAGAUGUUUAGACGCGGGCGCGUGCUUCCGUUGGGGGAUUCUCCGCCGUUCCCUGUUCCAUUAUGUUCACUUUCGCUGCCUUCUGCUACAUGCUGUCCCUGGUCCUCUGCGUCUCCCUGAUUUUCUUCGCAAUAUGGCACAUCACAGCUUUUGAUGAGCUCCAGGCCGACUUCAAAGUGCCGAUCGAUCAGGGCAACCCUCUCCAUGCGAGGGAGAGGCUGCGGAACAUCGAGAGGAUCUGCAACCUGCUGAGGAAGCUGGUGCUGCCGGAGUACUCCAUCCAUGGACUCUUCUGCAUCAUGUUCCUGUGCGCCCAGGAGUGGCUGACCGUGGGCCUCAACAUCCCCCUGCUCUUCUACAACACAUGGAGCAGGUACUUUCACUCCCCAACGGACACCAAGGAGCUGCUCUACGACCCGGCGUCCGUGAUGAACGGCGACACGCUCAAGUUCUGCCUGAAGGAGGCCUGGUGCAAGCUGUCCUUCUUCGUCCUGUCCUUCUUCUACUAUCUCUACUGUGUGUGGAACCUGGAAAUAUCCCUCUAAUAGCUCUUAUCAAUGGGAACACUUAAAGUAUGAUCUACUCCCUGGUUACCUCAUAACAACUGAUUUAUCAGCAAACUGAGGGGAGCUCAAACGCCUGCGGAC
Molecule: messenger RNA, 650 nt
Organism: Salarias fasciatus (jewelled blenny)
Lineage: Eukaryota; Metazoa; Chordata; Actinopteri; Blenniiformes; Blenniidae
Gene: cnih3
Product: cornichon family AMPA receptor auxiliary protein 3
Exons: 7
Coding region: 66-548 (160 amino acids)
Biological process (GO): vesicle-mediated transport
Source: RefSeq, a predicted model, not a curated record